Messenger RNA from Tupaia belangeri chinensis (Chinese tree shrew), 5330 nucleotides. It is a transcript of the gene RBM26, whose product is annotated as RNA binding motif protein 26. Gene Ontology annotation, molecular function: metal ion binding; RNA binding. Gene Ontology annotation, cellular component: nucleus. The transcript has 24 exons. NCBI's taxonomy places the organism in Eukaryota, Metazoa, Chordata, Mammalia, Scandentia, Tupaiidae. The record is from RefSeq and is a predicted model, not a curated record. Bases 50 to 3052 code for a protein of 1000 amino acids.
CGCGACCUGGGCGGGCUCAGGAGUGUGACGGGCCUCGGGGCCGCUGUGGAUGGUUUCUAAAAUGAUCAUUGAAAACUUCGAGGCACUGAAGUCCUGGCUGAGCAAGACUCUCGAGCCCAUAUGUGAUGCAGAUCCAUCAGCCCUAGCAAAAUAUGUUUUGGCUUUGGUAAAGAAAGACAAAAGUGAAAAAGAGUUAAAGGCAUUAUGCAUUGAUCAGCUGGAUGUAUUUCUUCAGAAAGAGACACAGAUAUUUGUGGAAAAACUUUUCGAUGCUGUGAAUACUAAGAGUUAUCUACCUCCUCCAGAGCAGCCAUCAUCAGGAAGCCUGAAGGUAGAAUUUUUUCAGCACCAAGAAAAAGAUAUAAAAAAAGAAGAGGUAACAAAGGAGGAAGAGCGAGAGAAGAAGUUUUCUAGAAGGCUAAAUCAUAGUCCUCCCCAGUCAAGCUCUCGAUACAGAGAAAAUAGAAGUCGUGAUGAAAGGAAGAAGGAUGAUCGUUCUCGCAAAAGAGAUUAUGACCGAAACCCUCCUCGAAGAGAUUCAUACAGAGAUCGGUACAAUAGAAGACGAGGGAGGAGUCGCAGUUAUAGCAGGAGUCGAAGUCGAAGUUGGAGUAAAGAGAGGCUUCGUGACAGAGAUAGAGAUAGAAGCAGGACUAGAAGCAGAAGCAGAACACGAAGCAGGGAAAGGGACCUGGUAAAACCCAAAUACGACCUGGAUAGAACAGAUCCAUUAGAAAAUAAUUAUACUCCAGUCUCUUCGGUACCUAAUAUUUCAUCUGGCCACUAUCCUGUACCUACUUUAAGCAGCACUAUUACAGUAAUUGCUCCUACUCAUCAUGGUAAUAACACUACUGAAAGUUGGUCUGAAUUUCAUGAAGACCAGGUGGACCAUAACUCUUAUGUAAGACCGCCAAUGCCAAAGAAACGGUGUAGAGACUAUGAUGAAAAGGGAUUUUGUAUGAGAGGAGACAUGUGCCCUUUUGAUCAUGGAAGUGAUCCAGUAGUUGUAGAAGAUGUAAAUCUUCCUGGGAUGCUGCCUUUUCCAGCACAGCCUCCUGUUGUUGAAGGACCACCUCCUCCUGGACUUCCCCCACCUCCACCAAUUCUUACUCCCCCACCUGUGAAUCUUAGGCCGCCAGUGCCACCUCCUGGUCCAUUACCACCUAGUCUUCCACCUGUAACAGGACCACCUCCACCACUUCCUCCUUUGCAACCAUCUGGCAUGGAUGCACCCCCAAAUUCUGCAACCAGUUCUGUUCCUACUGUAGUAACAACUGGCAUUCAUCACCAGCCGCCUCCUGCUCCACCCUCUCUUUUUACCGCAGAUACAUAUGACACAGAUGGCUACAAUCCUGAAGCUCCAAGCAUAACAAACACUUCCAGACCUAUGUAUAGACACAGAGUGCAUGCACAAAGGCCUAACUUGAUAGGACUAACAUCAGGAGAUAUGGAUUUGCCACCCAGAGAGAAACCUCCUAAUAAAAGCAGUAUGAGGAUAGUAGUAGAUUCAGAAUCAAGGAAAAGAACCAUUGGUUCUGGAGAGCCUGGAAUUGCUACAAAGAAGACAUGGUUCGAUAAGCCGAACUUCAAUAGGACAAAUAGCCCAGGCUUCCAGAAGAAGGUUCAGUUUGGAAAUGAAAAUACCAAACUUGAACUUAGAAAAGUUCCUCCAGAAUUAAAUAAUAUUAGCAAACUUAAUGAACAUUUUAGUCGAUUUGGAACCCUGGUUAAUUUACAGGUUGCCUAUAAUGGUGAUCCUGAAGGUGCCCUUAUUCAAUUUGCAACAUAUGAAGAAGCAAAGAAAGCAAUAUCAAGUACAGAAGCAGUGUUAAAUAAUCGCUUUAUUAAGGUUUAUUGGCACAGAGAAGGAAGCACCCAACAGUUACAAACUGUUUCUCCAAAGGUAAUGCAGCCUUUAGUGCAGCAGCCGAUUUUACCUGUUGUGAAGCAGUCAGUCAAAGAACGUUUGGGUCCAGUACCUUCAAAUACUGUUGAACCUGCAGAAGCGCAGAGUGCUAGUUCAGAUCUUCCUCAGAAUGUAACUAAGUUAUCUGUGAAGGACAGGUUGGGUUUUGUAUCAAAGCCAUCUGUUUCAGCAACUGAAAAGGUAUUGUCUACAUCUACUGGCCUAACAAAAACGGUGUAUAAUCCAGCUGCUUUGAAGGCUGCACAAAAAACCUUACUUGUUUCCACCUCUGCAGUUGAUAAUAAUGAAGCACAGAAAAAAAAACAGGAUGUGAGGAAAAGGAAACAAGAAAUUUUAGAAAAGCACAUUGAAACACAGAAGAUGUUAAUUUCAAAACUGGAAAAAAACAAAGCAAUGAAGUCUGAAGAUAAAGCAGAAAUAAUGAAAACUUUAGAAGUUUUGACAAAAAAUAUUACCAAGUUAAAAGAUGAAGUCAAAGCUGUUUCUCCAGGACGCUGUCUUCCAAAAAGUAUAAAAACCAAGACUCAGAUGCAGAAAGAAUUGCUUGACACAGAGCUGGAUUUGUAUAAGAAGAUGCAGGCUGGAGAAGAAGUCACUGAACUUAGGAGAAAGUAUACAGAAUUACAGCUGGAAGCUGCCAAACGAGGGAUUCUUUCAUCUGGGCGAGGUAGAGGUAUUCAUUCCAGAGGUCGAGGUGCAGCUCAUGGUCGAGGCAGGGGUCGAGGUCGAGGGCGAGGUGUUCCUGGUCAUGCUGUGGUAGAUCAUCGUCCCCGUGCACUGGAGAUUUCUGCAUUUACAGAAAGUGAUAGAGAAGAUCUUCUUCCUCAUUUUGCGCAAUAUGGUGAAAUCGAAGAUUGUCAGAUUGAUGACUCUUCACUUCAUGCGGUAAUUACUUUCAAGACAAGAGCAGAAGCUGAAGCAGCUGCAGUUCAUGGAGCUCGUUUCAAAGGGCAGGAUCUAAAACUGGCAUGGAAUAAACCAAUAACUAGUAUUUCAGCUGUUGAAACAGAAGAAGUUGAACCUGAUGAAGAGGAAUUUCAGGAAGAGUCUUUGGUGGAUGACUCAUUACUUCAAGAUGAUGAUGAAGAAGAAGAGGACAAUGAAUCUCGUUCUUGGAGAAGAUGAUUUGACUGAUCAUUGAUCUGCAUAUGCUAGAACUCUACCUGUGUUUCAUUAGUAUUAUCUAAUGUACUUUUACAUAUUUGUAAAAACAAUUUUUGGUAACAUGUGAUGAAGAUGGAUUUCACAAAUAGAUGAAAAAGAAGAAAACUACCUUCUGAUCCUGUAUUUUGUGAACGAUUGAUGUUUGCGUUUUCUUUCAGUAAACAAUUGCUAAAGACAUCACACUAGAAACAUAUGCAAUGUUUUUAUUACAUACUUCUACUGAACAUUACAGAAUUCUUUGGGUUCUUUGUAUUUAAUGAAUAGGUCUGAAAACUUACGACCAAUACUUGUUAUAACUUAGAGGAUUUUGUUUUACUCCAAAUAAGGAAUGAAUUUGCAUUUAAAAUCUUAAUGAAUGUUUUCAAAAAUGAAUAGAUAACAUAGUACUCUAACUAAACUCUCCAAGUUAUGUAUUCAUAAUAUUACAUAGUAGUAUGCUUAGGCUUUACUAUGUAUUAGCCUUUUGUUGGACUUGUGUAUGUAUUUUACCAUAUGGGUUUUAAUGAUAACGAUGUAUGACUGCUUUACAUAUGAGUCCUUAUGCAUCCGGAUGUUAAAAAAUAAAGUGGAAUGGUCUCUUAAAAGAAAAGGAAAAAAAAAAAGAAAGAAAGAAAAGCAAUGACAAAAAAAAAAAAAAAAAAAAAAAGGCCAAGACAUUGUUCUUUGAUUUAAAAAAAAAAAGAAAAAAAAGAAAAGAAAUUAAAUAGACCAUUCCAGAUGGUGAUCUACCCUUCCCCCCAAUUGUCACAAAAGGAGCUAUAAUCACUAAUUUAUUCUGAAUAAUAAUGAUUACUGGUACCGAUACAAUAAUGUACAACCCAAUGUUUAAAAUUUAUACCACUUCAGUUUGGUUUGAUCCUAUAAAUUUUCAACAGAUGUUUUAAAAUUUAAAAGCAGGCUGAUUAGUUUGGAACCAGACUUCAAGUAGAGCUAACAUUUGGUGAAUAAGAAAACAUCAUAUUACAUUUUGGAUGUAUGAAAGAAAACUUGACCAUUUGAAGAUGUAUGAAUAAAAGAAAUGUACUAUAGAUACUACUUUAGGAAAACACUGUUUGUAGUCGUGAAAGAUGCCAAAUUGGCAGAGGCUCACGUUUCUUCUCUUUACACCAAACAGAGAGAGAUCAUCAUUGCCUGAAUUUAGCUUUGUGACUGCAAGAGCAAGACCUGUUCCUGUCUGGAGACGACUGUUAUAAUAAUACAUGCUAUCAUUUUAUGUUUGCCAUUAUCAAAUUGAAUAGCUGUUUACAUGUACUAUAAUUAGCAUUUUUGUCUCUACAGUUCUCUAAGAGUACAUCUGCAUCCAGAAGUAUAUUUGAAUGUGUGCUGUCUGACGUUUUUCAAAUGUUUUCUCCUCUCACUUUAUAGCAGUUUAUUUUUUAAACACCUUGGGAAGGAACAAGGCUUCUUGGUUUCCUAUUUUGAUAUACGUUCAUUUUCAGCUAAGUUAAUUAAGACUUGUGUCUAGGAUAUCUUUAAAGCCAUGAUACUGUGCUCAUGAACAAUUUAGAAUGAAGAAAAUGAAUUAAACGGUUAACCAUGAGUUUGAUUUUAAUUUUUAAUUUCUGGCAUACAAUAGCCAUUUAAAAUAAUUUUGAACAAGUGAUAAAAAAAGUUUUCUUAAACAUUAUAGUAGCUUGCCUGUUUAUUCUGAAUAUACUCACUGACAUCUUUGCCAAGGCCACUUACCAAAAUUAUUUAUUUUUAAAUUCUUAACUCUUCAAAACCAACAAAGGGAACAAUUUUCUUUCUUUUCAAUUGAUAAAUGAUCUAUGGACUAUAAAUAUGGAGAAAUAAUUAUUAAAUGUCUAAUUUACACAGUUUUUUUAUGUUUUCUUCACUUGCCAUCAAGACAUCAGAGACAAUCUUAAAUGCAAGGGGGAAUUAGUGUUGUAUGUCCAACAUUGUUAAAGGCUAUGUAUGCCUUUUACCUGCUUUUAAAAGUGUUUGUCCAAGUUAUUUAUUUUAAGCAAUAUGGUUUAGAAUUAUUUAUAAAGAAUAUAAUUAAACUUCACCUUUAAGUAUUCACUCACAAUAUGCUUUUUAUAAUAGCCACCAUAAAAAAUAUUUUUACAAUAUGAAUUUCUGCGUGUUCCCUUAUAGAUUCUCAGGUGGAUUUGAGAAGUCAGAAAUACUCUAUAGCAACUCAUAGUAUACAGGUCCAAGUUCCAUCUGGCUGUACUAAUUUUAUCCCUUUUUGUGAAAAGCUGACUAUUCUGAAUGCUUUUCCCUCCUUGAAUAG